ACUAGGAAUUUGGGUGAUGUUCCUGGCGCGAAAUCUUUAAGUUUAUGCCCCCCAUCUAAAUACCUCGUUACACGUUAAUAUUAGCAUAUAUUUUAGCCUGGUGAACGACAGAACAAAUCUAAACCUCAAGAUAAACAUGUCAGUGACGAAGUGAUGAAUUUCUAGUUGUUUCUAUAUCAGAGGUUGCUGGCUACGCAGUAUGUGUGACGAGACGAACAUGACCGAGGCCGGAGCGGAGAGAGACCGGGGGAAGAAGACAUCAAAAUCGGUUUGUGUUUAUGACUGUCGCCCGGAGAGCAGCGCAGCGGCGGGGAGGACGAUAGACAUAGCGAACAUGGAUUACAAUGGCUUUCUGCAGGCUCUGAGACGGGAGUUUUCACUGUCGACAAACGAGACUUUCGUUAUAAGCACGACGGACCGAAAAGAGAUUGACGAACAACUGUACAAGGAGUUGGUUGAUGGGAAAACCUUGCAACUGUUGAAGUCUGUGAAUCAGGAGCUGCCUAUGGCGAUUCAAGAGCGGAUCGAGUAUCUGCCGCACUAUCAUACUCUAGUGCAAUGUGGCAUGUAUGAGUACUACGCUAGCGAAGGACAGAAAGCAUUGCCCUAUGCUUUUGCUGAGCUCAUUGAUAACGCGCUGUCAGCCACUGGAAAAAACACGGAAAUCAGGAGAAUUGAAAUCAGACUGCUUUUCGAUGAGUCUCAGGGAGGACCUGCUGUCGUGGUGAUAGAUAAUGGAUGUGGAAUGACAUCUAAACAGCUGAACAACUGGGCCGUUUACCGUCUGUCAAAGUUUAUUCGAGAAAAUGACACGGUUCAAAGCGACAAACCCGGUUAUGUGCGACCAAGUCCAGUUCCACGCAGUCUGAACAGUGACAUCUCAUAUUUUGGAGUCGGAGGCAAACAGGCUGUGUUUUACAUCGGACAGUCUGUCAGAAUGAUCAGCAAACCUGCAGGCUCUCCAGAUGUUCAUGAAUUUUUCAUGUCUAAAGAAGACUUUGAGCGCAAGGAGUUAAAAAAGGAAGAUAUUUACUCUGGCUUCAUUAGAAACAGGAAGCCUGGGGAUUGCUCGCAUGUGAAUGUCAGCAAUGAGCAGUUUCUGCAGUCUAUUGUGAUUGAAGAAGAUGGGAAGGAGAGUUUCACUGCAGUUGUCAUCACUGGAGUCCAGCCAGAUCACGUCACCUACCUCAAACAGUAUUUCAAUCUGUGGACUAGAGAGUUAGCGCAUACUUACCAUUAUUAUAUACACGGAGCUGAUGGAAAAGACACAAGAAAAAUGAGAAAAACUGGCAAUUUCUCCAACAUUGAUAUUCAGAUCAGUUUGUUUGAGCGUUCCACUCGAGUUCCCCGUGUGGUGAAUCUGAGGGAUGUGGAUAAUGACAUGCAGACUCUGUAUGUCAGCUCCAGUGCUUCUACGUUUGAGUUUAAAGCCACGGGCACUAGAGAUUCCUUAGUGGAGGGAUUGAUCCGAUAUCACCCGUUCCUCUACGAUCAAGAAACAUACCCAGUGGAUCCAUAUGCUGCCUCAGCAGGUCCUUCCGAGGAUGAAGAUGAAGAUUGUGUAGUUUUGAACCCCGAAGGCCGUGGCAAAAGACCAAUCUUUGAGUGCUUUUGGAAUGGACGGCUCAUUCCCUACACUACUGUCUCAGAGUUUGAGUGGUGUAAAAGGCCUAAGAAAGCAGGUGCGGUGCCUUUUGAGUGUUAUAACCGGAUUUCAGGAGUUCUCUUCGCCAAUGACCGAUUCCAAGUCAGCACCAACAAACUUACCUUUAUGGAUCUGGAGCUUCAACUCCGUGACAAAGAGACCAUUUUUACGCGAGUGAACAAUGGCCAGGAGCAGCGAGUGAAGAUUGAGAGGGAGUUUACUAACUGGUUAAAGGAAUGUCAUGAGCGCUUUGAUAAGCAGGUGAUGUUUCAAGGAUUUCAGGGUGUGAUGACGCGUGAGGAUGUCCCGAAACGCCUUCAGUCACCCUGGGCUCAAUACAAAGCCAUUAAGUGGGACGGCAAGACUUACAAAAAAGGACAAUUAGUGAAAUCAGUGAAAACUCAGCCCAUCUUCUUUGGCUCUAUAGUUCAGUUCUUGCUUCACGGACACACUGAAGGUGAUGUGUACGCCACUGGAGGAUAUGCCCAGAUUGCUCUGGAACCGAAGGAGUUGUAUGAUGAGCAAAGAAUCAUUCCCAUCUUUAAGAUCGACAGACUGGUCACAGACGCAGCCAUUAAGGAACACAUUGAUAAUGAGCUCACAAAACUUCCAGACCAGUUGAGGGUUACAUGGCCUGAUGGAAACGCUUGGGCUGAGAAAGAUGUUCGUCCAGCUGGGACACCCAUGGGUCCGAUUAAAGUGGAUAUAUUGAACAAAAAUGGAGAAUCGAUGUCUCGACUGCCUGUGGGCGGCAAUUCUAAGAAACUUGGACUGAAAGUUGAACUGAAAGUCAUCUGGCACUCUCCUAAAGGAGAUGUCGAGACUAACACUUACACUGGAGUGCAUUCACCCAAAUGGGAAUACUGGUUCAAGGCCAUGGAGAAUCUCAGUAAGCUUGGGAUGUACACACUGCAUCUGCAGACUAUUCUUAAUGACAACCAAUCCGAUGAAUGGGCUGGAAAAAAACUACCCAAUUACACCCUCAAUUUCUCGAUUAAAGAAGGUGAGGCAGUAUAUUUUAAGCUAGGCAUGGUUUCUACUCCUGUCCAUGUGGGAGUUCCCUUCAAUAUUCCUCUAGACUUUAAGGAUGAGUUUGAAUAUCCCACUCAGCCACCCUGUAACAUUGAACCUCAGCUGGAAUGUGGUUCACUAAAGUUGAGCUAUGAAGGGAUUGCAUUCGGGACCACUUCUGUCAUUAAAAAUGUGAGGGUCAUGGGAAAGAUCAGCCGUCAAAGCAAGAUGUACACAGUGAAGGUCCACAUCCCAGGACUGAAGGAGAACAACCAGUCUCUUCAAAUUCUUCUGCAACCCGGCCCGCCGCACACUCUGGUCGUGUUUCCGGAGGAAGGCAUGCUCUCUGUCGAAAAUAGGACUCCAGCGAUCUUAAAAGUGGAAGUUCACGAUGAGUACCGAAAUAUCACCACUCAUCCUAAACUCGUGGUCCGCUGCCAGUUGCUGGGAGCCCCUGAUCUGCCGACGGAUGUGUUGGACUGCAGUAACACUGGCUCUGGACUCAUGCUGACCAAACCACUAAUGCUGAAGACCGUAAACACUGAAAAAAUCCUUACUGCAAAGUUCAACAUUCCUAACCAUAAAACCGUGGCGUGUGUGGAACGUCAAUUGCGCAUCUUGCCCAGCACACAAAUAUCUCGUUUGGAGGUCUACAGACAGGAAGAGGGCUCUGAUGAUGUCAUGGUGCUGCAAAAUUUGGAACGAAUUGAUUGGACGGCAGGAGACACACUAGGAAACCUGCACUUCAGACUGUAUGACGAGGGCAAUAGACUGGUUCCUCUUCUGCCAAAUAUUACCAGCAAGAUUAAGGUGAAUUGGACCGCAAAGUUAAACGCAGAAGAACUUUCUCAAGGAAAACUGCCAGAUUUGUGUGUUCCAACUCAAGCUCAGAAAGAGCAUUACUGCGAUGUGUCUUUCCACGACCAGCACUCGGUCAACAUGUCUUUUUUAAUUGUGCCUCGUCCAGAUGAGCCUGAGCGUUUGCGGGUCAACCUCUUUGAGUCGUCUGUCAAAAUGGGCGAAAUUCUCUCAGGAAACAUAUAUGUAGAAGUGAUUGAUCAGUAUGGGAAUAAAACAGACUGUCUAAAUGCUGAAAGUGUGAAGACUUUGAGUGUGUCUGCGGAUAACUUGGAUAAAGGAGCUCUGGUUGUAGAAUGGCAGGCCAGUAUUGGGAAAUUAUCGGUAUGCGGUGUCCGGUUCAUGACGGGAUCUCUUGGCCCAAAAGAGUUGUGUUUUAAGUAUAUGGACAUGAUGGAAUGUGCACGAAUUGAAGUUACUGCGGGACAUCCGGCUAAGAUAAUUCUACUGGAGAAGCCAGAGAUUCCUUUCCAGGUCAUGAAUGGCCAUGGCUUGGACACACCACUGGUCAUGCAGCUGUGUGAUAAAUGGGGAAAUCCUUCUCCAGAUCAGCGGAUUGAGGUUGAGAUGAACACUCUGUACUCAGAAUUAAAGAUAAAGUCCUCAGUGACGUCUCAGCCUGUAGAUUCCGAAGGAAAAGCUUGCUUCAUAUUAGAAAGUAUAAGUGGUCCAAAAGGGGAGCAUCAUUUGGAAUUCAAGGGAUGUUUUGGCAAGAAAGCCAUUCCAGGGCCGGUAAUUAGAUUAAAUCUGAUUCCUGAUCCCAACAAGCCUGAUAAACUCUGCAUUGAGUAUGACAGCGCUGCCAAAUUAUGUGCUGGAGAGGUCUUUCCAGAGUUUACAGUGUUUGUGAUGGCUGAAGAGGGUGGGCCAGUAAAAAACAUCUGCCCAGCAAGUCUUUCAAUGCUGCUCUGGAAAGGCAUAGCAUCAGGGUCCAGACCACACCCUGCAGCCUCUGCUCUGAGGUGUAGUAAACGCAAGGACACCGAAAAGGAUGAGUGUUUCUGCUUCAGGGAUAAGCAGAUUCCAGAACUUGCAGGAAAGUACGUUGUCCAAUUUGUUUUGGCUUUGGACAAAACCAAACAUCUGUGGAGCAAACAGAUUGAACUAAACGUUGUUCCCAAUAAAGCAAUGAAAUUAGCCCCUGAGACUCCACCUUCAACUCCUGUUGUCUCUAAUAGUAACAUUCGGGCCAAUCGCACACUGGUGGACAGCUUGAAUCUAAAGAUCAUGGACCAAUAUGAUAAUGCUGCUGGUGAAGGUAUAGAUGGAAAAGUGGUGGUUGCAGUUAAAGGCACUGGAGACAUGGUGGUUCCUUUGUUUGAGAAUGGAGAAAAUAGUUUGUCAUACAGCCUUACUAAUGGGGAGGCUCUCAUUACUGAUUUGGUUCUUUUGGAGAACAGUCCUGGUAGUGAUGGAGCUGAGUAUAUUCUCCAGUUCCAUCCUGAGUUUCAGCUGACUAGUGUUACCAUCACUCCAUACAGCCUGCCUUUCAGAUUCUGCAAUGAUUCAGAACAUCAGGAAGUCAUUUCAAAUCUCAGUAAGAAGAAAGAUCGUCUUUCCAAGACUGUUUUGAUGUACCGGGAAAUCUUUGAGACCAAUGAACAACUGAAAUCUGAACUUGAGUGUCUGGUGCGAGAUGCAUCCCACAAAAUAAAUGAGCUUAAACCAGAGCUCAUGAACAGUGGCUUAGACAUAUCAAAACUAACCUCGGUAUCAGAAAUAAAGGAUUUAAUAAAUGCCAACAAAGCAAUUUUGGUCAAGAUGGAGAAUCAACCUAGACGGAAAUGUAGCAUUCUUGACCCUUUCAAAGGCAGUCCGCACGUUCUGGGAAAGGUAGGUCAUCUGGCACAGGUUGAGGAUGAUGAUGCAGCGAAGGUGAUCUCUUGGCAUAUCCUUGGCGACAUGGACUGUGUGGUUACUGAAACAACAUCUGCUGCCAAGAAAAUCUAUGAUGAUACACAAGGACGACAACAAGUCUUACCCCUCGAGACCGUCUUCUGGAGACCAAAUGACAGGCCAUUGCCUCACAUCAGGAAUGGCUCGUCUCUCUUCCGUCCACUUGGAAAUCCUGUGUUUGUCAAAGAUUUGCUCAUUUAUCCUGAGCAUGUAGAAGGCUGCAAUAAAGUUUUUGCAACCCUUCUUGGAGAAACCAUAUUAAUUGAUGAUUUGGAUUCUGCUAAUCACUAUCGUCGGGGGGUGGUUCAAAAUAAGAUGCAGUGCCCCACACUCCUAACGCGCCAAGGGGAGCGGAUACGCAGCAACGGGAAGUUUGGUGGUUUGCAGAACAAGGCUCCACCCAUCGAGAAACUUCGAGGGCAAGUCUUUGGGGCACCAUUACCCAAAGAGUACAAACAUACAUGCCUUCAGAUAGAAUUAUUACAGCAGUACAGUGGUGCAAUGCAGAAGGCCUCUGAUGUCGAAUUUGAAUAUAAAAAUCAUUUCCAGUACCUGCAGAGUCCUCAGAUGAAACAGAAGCGACAAGAGCUCAAGCAGCAAGAGGAAGAGUUAAAAGAACUUGAGCAAACCCUUGCCAGAACUCCUGAAAAAAGAAUGAAACGAAGCCUCGAGCCUGAAACUUCUGAGCCCUCAGUCCCUCCUAAACGGAUCCGUCGCAAACCUUGCAAGCUGGCAGAUUCAUGAUGCACCGAGCUGACAGUUGAAGCAAUGCUGUAGUUUCUUCAGAGUAUCAAAGAUUGUUUUGUCUUUGUAAAUCCUGCUCUUUUUUUUUACUUUAAACUCUUUACACGUUGUUUUAAAUUCCAGGAUUUAAGAAGAAAGCAAAAAAAGAAAAGUUAAUAUAUUUUGUAUCGUUCUUUGGGGAAAAAAAAAACAAGUUUUUUCAGUAA
Molecule: messenger RNA, 6360 nt
Organism: Pimephales promelas (fathead minnow)
Lineage: Eukaryota; Metazoa; Chordata; Actinopteri; Cypriniformes; Leuciscidae
Source: RefSeq, a predicted model, not a curated record